AUCAUCAGAAGAAUGGACAACACAUCAGUCACUCACCCCACAGAGUCAACAGAAUAAAAACAGCCUGAAUUCGACUAUCCAGCAGCAGUCAGAAGUAAUCAGUAACCAUCCUUUAGUGUGGAUUACUCUGCAAACAAAGCCCCUCCAUGAGUUUCAUCAGGAUCCUUCAUGAACCCAAUCUUGAGCCUGCAAAGUAGGAACAACAGGGAAUGCAUAUCGGACAUCAGAGAGACAUUUGAACCCUGAUUUUUGUGACGACAUGCCUCUUCCAAAGCGUAGGAAAAUCAGGACUUUAGCGUUGCUUUUUUGCGUCAUUUCAUUCACAACAUUCCUGUUCAGCUACACGUUCCGGGACCCCUCGCUGUACUUCUUCAAGUACGCAUUUCGCCUCUCGGAUACCUUCUUCUCCAAAGGGCUUUGUGCAUGCCAGAGAUGUAUGACAGAGCUGGAAGACGACCCCUGGUUCUCAGAGCGCUUCAAUCAGUCCUUCAGUCCUCUGAUGUCCCGGGAGAACAGCCUCCUCUCUGAUGAAACCUUCAAAUGGUGGCAGUGGUUGCAGUCAGAGAGGCAGCCGGCUAACUUCACUGAAGUGGUGGACGAGUUGUUCCAAGUCAUCCCCGGUGAGAUUCUGUACAUGGACGCCAGGCCAGAACGCUGCAGAACCUGCUCUGUGGUGGGGAACUCUGGGAACCUGAAGGGGUCUCGAUACGGGAACCUCAUCGACUCCAGUGACUUCAUCAUAAGAAUGAACCAGGGUCCCACGUCUGGUUUUGAGGAGGAUGUUGGCUCCAGAACAACACAUCAUGUCAUGUAUCCAGAGAGUGCGAUAGACCUGGAGAACAACACGUGUCUGGUGCUGGUUCCUUUCAAAACUCUAGACCUGCAGUGGAUCAUCAGUGCUCUGACCACAGGAACCAUCAAACACACAUACACAGCUGUUACAUCAAGGAUAAAGGCAAAUAAAGAUAAGGUGUUGAUUUACAGUCCAACAUUUCUCAAAUACGUCUACGAGUCUUGGCUCGAAGGUCACGGACGAUAUCCUUCUACAGGUUUCCUCAGUUUACUGCUCGCUCUGCACAUCUGUGACGAGGUCAAUGUGUUUGGGUUUGGCGCAGACCAGUAUGGAAACUGGCACCACUACUGGGAGGAAAACCAUUUGGCCGGAGCUUUCCGACACACGGGAGUCCACGACGGAGAUUACGAAUAUAAUGUCACCAUGCUGCUGGCAGACAAGCACAAAAUCCAAAUGUUUCACGGCAGAUGAUACAAAGCCAACAUGUGCAGCAACCACGAAACUGGUCUACAGCCUUUCAAUGUCUGACUUUUCAUCGCCUCACUCACGCUGGAAGAAUGUCAUUUUCGUGUUUCAAAAGACAUUCUCCGAUGAACUUUUCUGCUCCGACCGGUUUCCCUUUCUUUACCUAAGACAAUGAUUGAGUAAUGCUACCUAUUGAGAUAGAACAGAACUUCACUCUCUGUGUUUCCAGACAACGACAGACCGCCAACAAUUCAGAAGUCACACUGCCAUUGGUUUGUGUAAUUCCUCCGGACAACACAAUGGUGGAAUUCAACAAGCAUGCAAAUAAGGACUGCUUUUGUACUGUUGUAUAGUAUAAGUCCUCCAACACAGAUUUUUACUAUAAUACGUCACCUGGGCUGGCUAAAAAUAACAUUUAUUGCAUAUAAGGGUACAAACAGUGUAUGCUUGGAGAAUCCACUCGUUCCCCAUUACACUGAUAGAUUGGGACAUCAUUCUCAUAAAGGACUUGCAUAUUAGAUUAACACAUUACAUUAUCCAAAGUGAUUUACAUACUCAAUACUGUGGGUAAUCCCCACAGGAGCAAUUUGGGAUGAAGUGUCUGAGGGACACAACAACAUGCUGACUGCAGUGGGGUUUGAACCUGUGACCCCCUGAUCCGAACACCAACGCACUAAUCCACUGUGCCACACGCCUGGCCAUGGGACACUCCGACAUUAAGUCCAAAAUCAGCCCCAAAGAUCGCACUUUUUAGCAUAUUAUGAUAUUUACAAAUUGUAGCCAGGGUUUUAGAAGUGCUCACGUCUGAGUCUAUCUACACCGAGAAAAAUAAGGUUUAAAGUUAUUUGAAUCAGUCCAAUUUGAUUUAGUCAUUCAUUUGUUUAAUAUUAUUCCCUGUACAUAUCUCAACAUAGAGAAAUUGAUGUUUCAAAGCCACUUGAAAUGUCAUUCUGUUACGGCCCGUCCACACAGCAGCGUGCGUUGACGCUUGGAGGUGGGCGUGUCUGAAGCUUGGGGAUUUUUUGCGAGCAACGCGACCAACAACCAAUCACAUGAAUCUCC
Molecule: messenger RNA, 2320 nt
Organism: Gymnodraco acuticeps
Lineage: Eukaryota; Metazoa; Chordata; Actinopteri; Perciformes; Bathydraconidae
Product: CMP-N-acetylneuraminate-beta-galactosamide-alpha-2,3-sialyltransferase 1-like
Exons: 6
Coding region: 260-1264 (334 amino acids)
Molecular function (GO): beta-galactoside (CMP) alpha-2,3-sialyltransferase activity
Source: RefSeq, a predicted model, not a curated record